This is a messenger RNA of Schizophyllum commune H4-8, 650 nucleotides long. RefSeq lists its product as uncharacterized. Gene Ontology annotation, cellular component: proteasome complex; proteasome regulatory particle, lid subcomplex. The transcript has 3 exons. The record is from RefSeq and is a predicted model, not a curated record. Gene Ontology annotation, biological process: double-strand break repair via homologous recombination; proteasome assembly; mRNA export from nucleus. Bases 26 to 343 code for a protein of 105 amino acids. NCBI's taxonomy places the organism in Eukaryota, Fungi, Basidiomycota, Agaricomycetes, Agaricales, Schizophyllaceae.
GCGUCUCUUGUCCCUAACCAUCAUCAUGUCCGCCGCCGCAUCUUCAUCUGCGUCCGCGCCGAAAGGAACGGAUUCUGUGCCCACGAAGCCCUCACCACAAGAGUCAAACCCGCACCUUGGGGUCUUGGAAGAGGAUGAUGAAUUCGAGGAGUUCCCCGUACAAGACUGGGACGACUCGCAGACCGAUCUGGCGCACUUGAACGGCGCUGCGCCCGGUGCUGCAAAGUCAGGAGGAGACAAGCUCUGGGAGGACAACUGGGAUGAUGACGAUAUCGACGAUGACUUCAGCAAGCAGUUGAGGGGAGAGCUUGCCAAGAAGGACGAUAACGCUAUGCAGCAGUGACCACAUACACCACCAUCCAUACACCUACUUCCUUGAGCUCUCCUCAUUUCAAUGUAAUCUUUGCCUUUCAUCCAUCCUCCACCACAGACUGAACACGCAAGACCCAAGAUAAUAUAAUUACGCGACGUGAUCAUAACAAUGCGACGUGCAACAAUACGACAACAUAGAGGACAUCCCUGCAGGCAUAUCUACCUACGACAUUAUCUCCUUCUUGUCCUUCUCGAGGUCGACAGACACAGUCGAGACGGUGUCGAUCAGACCCAUCUGCGAGGUGUCGUACCCGUUCGCCUCGAGAUACUCGCGGAAC